AUCCAAAGCCCAAUCCACAUCAUUUUGAGAAGGCCCACCAUUUUACACAAUUUCUUUUACGGGAAAAGAAAAGUUCUAUCGAAGUCGCACUGAACUCAACUAACUAACCGGAAAACGCAACCGGAGUUUAUCACCGGCCGCCACAAACGGAAAAAUGAGACCUACGGAAUUACUUAGGGUUUUGAACAAGCAAUUUCUCGGAAUCGCCGGCGACACUGCAAAUGCCAUUGCUAAGAAUCUUCCAUCGUCGUCGCCUAUCGUGUCGCGUAAACCGGCUUUUAUUGAUGCAUUUCUGCAUAAGAUGAAAAAGAAUCCAGAACUUCUGAAAAACAAAACCAUUUGGUCACGGAGAUCUACUAUUUUGCCGGAAUUUGUUGAUUCUCAGGUCAAGAUUUACAACGGAAAAACAACAAUUCGUUGUAAGAUCACCGAGGGAAAAGUCGGUCAUAAGUUCGGUGAGUUUGCUCUCACUAGGAAACGUAAAUCUAGAGAUCAACCUAAUGCUAAAGUUAAGCAACUCAAGAAAAAGAAGUGAUUAUUUUAAGUAAUUGAUUUUAUGGAUAGUCGAUAGUUUAUAGUUUAUACUCGGUUAUUUGCAUCAAUGUGGAUAUAGAGUAUGGCUUAUUUAUGUAUGAAGUAUUUAAGUUGAGUAUUGAGAAUAAGGAUUUUGUUAAAUUUGACAAUGAUUGAUGUUGAAUCAAUUGGGUUCAUCGACAUUUUGGCUGUUCUAGUUUAACUCAUGGAAUGAUUUAUCAGUCGUGGAAUGAUUUAUGAGGAA
This is a messenger RNA of Trifolium pratense (red clover), 778 nucleotides long. RefSeq names its product ribosomal protein S19, mitochondrial-like. Gene Ontology annotation, molecular function: RNA binding; structural constituent of ribosome. Bases 155 to 535 code for a protein of 126 amino acids. The transcript has 2 exons. Gene Ontology annotation, cellular component: cytosolic small ribosomal subunit; ribosome. NCBI's taxonomy places the organism in Eukaryota, Viridiplantae, Streptophyta, Magnoliopsida, Fabales, Fabaceae. The record is from RefSeq and is a predicted model, not a curated record. Gene Ontology annotation, biological process: ribosomal small subunit assembly; translation.